This is a messenger RNA of Ruditapes philippinarum (Manila clam), 1116 nucleotides long. RefSeq lists its product as uncharacterized. Lineage: Eukaryota; Metazoa; Mollusca; Bivalvia; Venerida; Veneridae. The transcript has 3 exons. Bases 55 to 1041 code for a protein of 328 amino acids. The record is from RefSeq and is a predicted model, not a curated record.
AGCUCAGAAUUUCAAGACACGACAAUACAUAUAAUUCUUUAAGUGGGAAAAACAAUGGCUUCAUAUAACCCUAAACUGUUAAACCAGAAAUACAAUAACUGGGUUAAAGGUCAGUUAGCUGUGUUGUUUACUAAAGAAGGACUUGAACCUUUUGUUUGUAAUGAAAUUCAACAAUUUCAAUUGAAAUGCUUAGAUGAUAUUUGCUAUAACAAUGGCAUUUUUAGUGGGACUAUAUGCUCAAGUUGCAGCACGGAAAAUGUUGUAAAGUGUCCUACAAAAGGUAUAUGUAUUGUCGGGGGUGGACAAUGCAGUUUUCACAGAAAUUCAAAGUACAUACUAGCCGGCUGUCCGAAUAGGAUAUGUCAUAAUUUCAAAUUAGGAAUACAGAAAGCUCAUAGGCAUCCUUGUCCGUCAUACAAAAACACUGAUACUACCCAGUGGUGCAGUAAUUCAUGGGAAGUGGCGAAAUGCUUCAUGCCCCCAGAUGGGUAUAAAGAUAAAGCAUCUGCAACAGAAACAGACUUCAACGGUAUAAUCAGCGUUAUCCUAAAUUACAAAGACUUCCAGCGGAAAGUACAUGAAAACCUUAAAGACGAGACCAAUGUGUUUGAAGUGGCAAGAAAAAUUGGAAGACAUUUGAGGCAUUCAUCAACACUUGAAGUAGAGGAUACAGAUCUUCAGGAAUACUUUCAAGUAUUACAGCAACUACUUUCUGAUUCCGCAUAUUUAGCUUCAGACACGCAUGCGCAGAAUGCUAAACAGAAACUUACAGAGCUAGAAAAUGACACUCUAGUCAUUGGUAAAGAUGAUAGAAAGAAAGCAAUAGACGAUGUUGUAAAAGCACUUCAGGACAAGAUAAAGGCUGGAUUAGAUGAACAAACUGACAGAAAUAAACUAGAUGCGAUAAACAUACUAAAUGAAGAAUGUAACAGAAAACGAAAGAAUUUGUCCGAAUAUGAAGAGGAAUUACGGAAAAGACUGAAGACAGCAUAUAAAGACGGGAAAGAUGAAGAAUAUAUGAAUAACAGAAAAAGUGAGUGAAAUAACAUUGUUAUCACAUGGCUAAAUUACUAGUAGUUUUCCAUUUCAAAUAAACAACGUAUUUUUAACUUCACA